AUGCUAAGCAUUUGGCAAGCUUCGGGUAACAAGCUGACCUCUUUUCCUGUGGAGGAGGUGGCAAACAUGUGUGAUGUGAAGAACCUGAAGAAGCGCUUAACCAAAUUGUGCGGUGCCUCGCGAUUUCGACAACGACUGCUCCGAGACGGGACUAUUCUCAACGACAAUGUCCUCUUGACUGAGCCUGCAGACCUCCAUUUGGUCUUGCUGCCGUUCUGCCGCAGUUCUGACAGUCACAAAGAGCGCGUGAAUGCGGCCAUAAGACGUGGGAAUACUGAUUAUGUCGAAUCAAUGCUACAAGGCCCUCACGAUCCAGAAGCCCUGACAACUCCGCUGUCUUCCCCAAUGCUUGUAGCAUCUUAUUACAGAUGGAUUGAGAUAACGAAGCUGUUGCUCGAAGCCCGGGCUCAUGCCGAUCGUGCAUUUCAAGACGAGACUCCUUUGUUUGUGGCGGCAUCCAAGGGUUCUUUGGGCAUUGUGCAGUUGCUCUUAGAUGCCGGUGCUGACAAAGAUCGAUCGUGCAGAGGCAUGACCCCUCUGUUCGCCGCCGUACGAGGGCUUCACCUGUCUGUUGUUGAACUCUUGUUGGAAGCGCGUGCUGCUUGCGACCCUGUCAGCUGCUUCGGAGGCCAGCCUGCAACUCCUCUGUACUAUGCUGUUGCUUCCGAUUACACGCCACCGGUCCCAUUGCUCCUGCGUGGCAGAGCUGAUCCAAAUCAUGUUUGUGCCAGGGGCAACACACCUCUCCACGUAGCUUCGGAGAAGGGAUUAGCGAACACCGUGAAUCAGCUCUUGGCAGCGAGGGCUGGCGUGGAUUUUGUUCGCACAACAGGGCAUACGGCGUUGCACUUGGCCUGUUCCCGGGGCUAUGAUGCAAUCGUGCAGAAGCUCCUGGAAAACUGUGCCGAUAAGGAUCAAGCUUCCAGUCAUGAUGGUAUGACGCCUCUUCACUUGGCAUCUGCCCCAG
Molecule: messenger RNA, 967 nt
Organism: Symbiodinium sp. CCMP2456
Lineage: Eukaryota; Dinophyceae; Suessiales; Symbiodiniaceae
Source: the annotation of a GenBank genome assembly